AUGAUCCCCAGUUGCUCCCGACUAAGACACAAGGCGUUUAGGUCAAAAGAGCACUGGAAGGUUGAACUGUCACAAUUCUACAGCAGACUGACCGUCGGAGGAUGCGAUACCCGAGAGCUGCUGAAGUUGGAUUACAACAAGGGCAUAGUGGUCCACUCGUCACCCAACAUUUCGAUUUCUACGUAUCUGAAAUAUAAUAUCCACGCCGUCAAGGAAUAUGAUAUGCUGCAAACAAUUCAGAUCCCCGUCUUAUCGAUCAUCAUUAUCCGUUUAUCCGACGUCAACAAACCUGGUGUCGAGGUCGAUGACCUCAAACGACAGGAAGUCGAGAUGCAUCCGCGAAUUGUGGACACCCAAGGCUGGAACCGCUGCAAACCCAUUUUCAGCAAGAUCGUCUCUCUGCACGCCGAGAGCAAUGCAAGCGGAUCGUCCUGUCAAGUGUUGGGUGUGAUUGGACAGCUCCCAAAGGUGCACACUGGUCGCUAUUUCCGGAUGUAUCGAGAAGCAUUGGCGACUUUUAGGGAAGUGUCCAACUUGACCGACUCGCUACCCACAUUCUUGCACUUGAUGCAACCGCAGCCAAUCUACAUCUGUAUCAUUUUUACAGAAUCCAAAUACAUUUGUUUCAAUUGCACUACUUUGACGCAUAUCGACCUUUCAAUGUCAAUUGCAGUCUUGGUCAAUCGGACAACAUUUAACUAUUCUAACAGCGAAGUUUUGAAGCCGCAAGAAUGGCUUCUGUCGCCACCACAAACUUUGCAGUUCCAAAGGACAGCCUACACUGUCCGAUUACUGAAACCCUACAGUGCGCGGGUGGUCGACCGGUCAGCAGUGAUCGAGCACCUCCCAAUGCUCCCAAGUAGCUUGCAAUGCGAUGCAAAGGCAAAGGACUCAUUUGAAAAUCUAAAAGGGAAUGUCAUUUGGGCGGUACAAUAG
Suillus subalutaceus is the source of this 936-nucleotide messenger RNA. RefSeq lists its product as uncharacterized. Bases 1 to 936 code for a protein of 311 amino acids. The transcript is spliced from 11 exons. The record is from RefSeq and is a predicted model, not a curated record. NCBI's taxonomy places the organism in Eukaryota, Fungi, Basidiomycota, Agaricomycetes, Boletales, Suillaceae.